AUGUUCGAGGACGAACCCCACACUGAGGGGGCGGCGGUGGUCGCCGCGGCCGGGGAGGCGCUGCAGGCCCUGUGCCAGGAGCUGAACCUGGACGAGGGGAGCGCGGCCGAAGCCCUGGACAACUUCACCGCCAUCCGGGGCAACUACAGCCUAGAGGGAGAAGUUAUACACUGGUUGGCAUGUUCAUUAUAUGUUGCAUGCCGCAAAAGCAUUAUUCCCACAGUUGGAAAGGGUAUCAUGGAAGGAAACUGUGUUUCACUUACCAGAAUACUGCGUUCAGCUAAAUUAAGUUUAAUACAGUUUUUUAGUAAAAUGAAGAAAUGGAUGGACAUGUCAAACCUGCCACAAGAAUUCCGUGAACGUAUAGAAAGGCUAGAGAGAAAUUUUGAGGUGUCGACUGUAAUUUUCAAAAAAUUUGAGCCAAUUUUUUUAGAUAUAUUUCAAAAUCCAUAUGAAGAACCACCAAAGUUACCACGAAGCAGGAAGCAGAGAAGGAUUCCUUGUAGUGUAAAGGAUCUCUUUAAUUUCUGUUGGACACUCUUUGUUUAUACUAAGGGUAAUUUUCGUAUGAUUGGGGAUGAUUUAGUAAACUCUUAUCAUUUACUUCUGUGCUGCUUGGAUCUGAUUUUUGCCAAUGCCAUUAUGUGCCCAAAUAGACAAGACUUGCUAAAUCCAUCAUUUAAAGGUUUACCAUCUGAUUUCCAUACUGCUGACUUUAGGGCUUCUGAAGAGCCUCCCUGCAUAAUUGCUGUACUGUGCGAACUGCAUGACGGACUUCUAGUAGAAGCAAAAGGAAUAAAGGAGCACUACUUUAAGCCAUAUAUUUCAAAACUUUUUGAUAGGAAGCAGAUUAAAAUUAAUUCUCUUUGCAGCAAAGCAGUGAACAAAGAGUAUGAAGAGUAUGUUUUAACUGUUGGUGAUUUUGAUGAGAGGAUCUUUUUGGGAGCAGAUGCAGAAGAAGAAAUUGGAACCCCUCGAAAGUUCACUGGUGAUACACCAUUAGGGAAACUAACAGCACAGGCUAAUGUGGAGUAUAACCUUCAACAACACUUUGAAAAAAGGCUUCAGUGAGCUAUGAUCGCACCACUGCACUCUAGCCUGGGUGACAGAGUUCCUCUUGUAUUUUGUAGAUCUUGUAUACGUAAUCCAGUGGAAAACAUCAUGAAAAUAGUGAAAGGAAUAGGAGAGACUUUCUGCCAACACUAUACUCAAUCAACAGAUGAACAGCCAGGAUCUCACAUAGACUUUGCUGUAAACAGACUAAAGCUGGCAGAAAUUUUGUAUUAUAAAAUAUUAGAGACUGUAAUGGUUCAGGAAACACGAAGACUUCAUGGAAUGGACAUGUCAGUUCUUUUAGAGCAAGAUGUAUUUCAUCGUUCCUUGAUGGCUUGUUGUUUGGAAAUUGUGCUCUUUGCCUACAGCUCACCUCGUACAUUUCCUUGGAUUAUUGAAGUUCUCAAUUUGCAACCAUUUUACUUUUAUAAGGUUAUUGAGGUGGUCAUUCGCUCAGAGGACGGUCUCUCAAGGGACAUGGUGAAACACCUGAACAGCAUUGAAGAACAGAUUUUGGAGAAUUUAGCAUGGAGUCAUGAUUCUGCACUAUGGGAGGCCCUCCAGGCUUCUGCAAACAAAGUUCCUACUUGUGAAGAAGUGAAACUCUUGGUUGUACUUUCAGGUGUUUCAAAUGAUGCUGGAGAGAUCACACUGAUACCUAUCUCCAUGAAUACAACUCAGGAGUCCAAAGUCAAGAGUCCUGUAUCACUUACUGCUCAGUCAUUGAUUGGUGCUUCUCCAAAACAGACCCAUCUGACUAAAGCACAAGAGGUACAUCCAACUGGAAUAAGCAAGCCAAAGAGAACUGGGUCCUUAGCACUGUUUUACAGAAAGGUAUAUCAUUUGGCAAGCGUACGCUUACGUGAUCUAUGUUUAAAACUGGAUGUUUCAAAUGAGUUACGAAGGAAGAUAUGGACAUGCUUUGAAUUCACUUUAGUUCACUGCCCUGACCUAAUGAAAGACAGGCAUUUGGACCAGCUCCUACUUUGUGCCUUUUAUAUCAUGGCAAAGGUAUACAGAAGUGUUCUGUUGAGAAGUAUCCCAAGAGAAGUUGUAGCAUAUAAUAAAAACAUAAAUGGUGAUUUUGAAAUGAUAGAUUGUGUCUUGGAAGAUGCUACAAAAACACCUGACUGUUCCAGUGGACCAGUGAAAGAGGAAAGAGGUGAUCUUAUCAAAUUUUACAAUACGAUAUAUGUAGGAAGAGUGAAGUCAUUUGCAUUGAAAUACGACUUGUCAAAUCAGGACCAUGUGAUGGAUGCUCCACCACUCUCUCCUUUUCCACACAUUAAGCAACAGCCAGGCUCACCACGCCGCAUUUCCCAACAACACUCCAUUUAUGUUUCCCCGCACAAGAAUGGGUCAGGCCUUACACCAAGAAGCGCUCUGCUGUACAAGUUCAAUGGCAGCCCUUCUAAGAGUUUGAAAGAUAUCAACAACAUGAUAAGGCAAGGUGAGCAGAGAACCAAGAAGCGAGCAAUAGCCAUCGAUAGUGAUGCAGAAUCACCUGCCAAACGCCUCUGCCAAGAAAAUGAUGACGUUUUACUUAAACGACUACAGGAUGUUGUCAGUGAAAGAGCAAAUCAUUAA
Propithecus coquereli (Coquerel's sifaka) is the source of this 2640-nucleotide messenger RNA. It is a transcript of the gene RBL1, whose product is annotated as retinoblastoma-like 1. Gene Ontology annotation, cellular component: chromatin; transcription regulator complex; nucleus. The record is from RefSeq and is a predicted model, not a curated record. Gene Ontology annotation, biological process: regulation of transcription by RNA polymerase II; negative regulation of G1/S transition of mitotic cell cycle; cell differentiation. The transcript has 18 exons. Gene Ontology annotation, molecular function: RNA polymerase II transcription regulatory region sequence-specific DNA binding. NCBI's taxonomy places the organism in Eukaryota, Metazoa, Chordata, Mammalia, Primates, Indriidae.